This is a messenger RNA of Anopheles stephensi (Asian malaria mosquito), 2587 nucleotides long. RefSeq names its product achaete-scute complex protein T4-like. The coding region runs from base 539 to 1663 and encodes 374 amino acids. Gene Ontology annotation, biological process: regulation of transcription by RNA polymerase II; developmental process. NCBI's taxonomy places the organism in Eukaryota, Metazoa, Arthropoda, Insecta, Diptera, Culicidae. Gene Ontology annotation, molecular function: RNA polymerase II transcription regulatory region sequence-specific DNA binding; DNA-binding transcription factor activity, RNA polymerase II-specific; protein dimerization activity. The record is from RefSeq and is a predicted model, not a curated record. The transcript is spliced from 2 exons.
GGCGUGGUGGCACACUUAAUACCAGCCCCGAAAAACUGUACAAAACGCAUUGCCCUAAGCCCAGAAGGUAUCAUUUCGGGAGCAACUUCCGAUGCGAGCACACAUCUUUCUCUGCCAUCUUCUCUGCGGCUCAGGACAAGUUCAGCCACCGGUGUGUGUGACCCAGUGUGUGUGCGUGUGUGUUUUGCCGGCUUGGCAGAAGUGCAUGUGUGUGCCGUUUUUAUUAUCUUUUGGUUUGCUGGUUGUUUGGCUGCCCAGGACAGUCUUCGCCUUCGGUUCAGAACGGAAGCAAGUGCACGUUUCCUGUGCGCAGUGCCGAAAGUGUUGAUCGCCUCGUGUGCGCAUUCUGGAGCAGCUCGUGUGGUGAAGUUACAGCGGAAUAGCGGGCUAAGUUUUUCCUCUGGCGAAAUACCGGCAACCAAAUUCAAACUCUACUAUCAAUCCAGCGAACCAGAUCCUCGGAAUAUCCCCGACAGAGGAUUGCCCAGUGACUUGAGUGUGAUUUGAUCCGUUUUGUGCGUGUGAUACAGUGUGCGAGAUGGCAGCCGCAGUGCGCAGCAUGACACUCAGCCAAAAUCUGCACAACAUUAUGCCGGCCAACUGUGGACUGCCGACGUUGCAGCAGAAACCGCUCGGGACCUCGCAGCUAACGAACAAUCCGGCCGCACUGCUCGGCAAACAGCGUCCGCUAGCACCGGCACCGUCCACGGCAGCGGUGAUGGCUCACCGAGGCAAUGCGAAGGUGGUCACCGGCUCAGGUGGACCGGGUGGUGCUGGUGGGCCCGUCGUCAGCAGUACGAAGAAGUACGCCUACUGUGGACUACCGUACGCAACGCCUCAACAAUCAGCCUCCGUGCAGCGCCGCAACGCCCGCGAACGGAACCGCGUCAAGCAGGUGAACAAUGGCUUUGCGAACCUGCGCCAACACAUCCCAUCAACCGUGGUGAACGCACUAACGAACGGUACGCGCGGUGCAAACAAGAAGCUCAGCAAGGUGGACACACUCCGGCUGGCGGUAGAGUACAUCCGGAGCCUGAAGCGCAUGCUGGACGAGAACGGUGGUGAGCUGGGUGCGACCGCCCCAACGAAGCAACAGAUCACCUCCACCGUAAACUCCAAUCAACUCUCGAACAGUUCGGUAUGUUCCGCAUCGUCCGGUGGUUCCACCUACUACGGUACGAUGUCCGAACCGUCCAACGCAUCGUCACCGGCACCGUCCCAUCUGUCGGAUCAUUCGUCGCACGGUGGCGCAACCGGUGGAUGCUACGCACCGAUGUCCGGUGGGUUCAAGCACGAACCGUACGACAUCUACGUCGACCCGUCCAGCUCGCCAACACCUUCGUUCGGUUCGGACCAUGGUAUCGGGGGCGUUACCUCCUCCGUACAUCUGCACACGGGACAUUCGACGGUGCUCCCGUCACCGACCGAUAACAACAACUACAUCCUAGCGCAGCACCAGCAACAGCAGCAGCAACAGCAGCACCAGCCACAGCAUCACCAACAGCAGCCACAUCCGCAGCAGUAUCACAACCAUGGCCACCACACGUCGAUACAGUUCAAGACCGAGCUGUACGACGACUCCCCGUACGAUGAGGAGCUUAGCCCACAGAAUCCUGACGAUGAGGAGCUGCUCGACGCUAUCUCCUGGUGGCAGCAGCAGUAGUAAGCCUCCACUUACACUGCCCCAACUACCCACCAACGUUCUACCGAAGCGGCAGUGCCAAAGUCCCAUUUUCGUUCCGGACGCGCUUGGAUCAUUGUAUCCUGGAGGGAACGGUCUAGUCAACGUGCGUGAGCUCCACCAAAAUCAUCCCCACACAAACCAACCGAACGGCUCGAAGCGAGUCGGACAAGAUGAAAGGAACAUCGCAACAUACAGCAACAAACUGCAUACAGAGACACCAACGCUUUCCUCGGUCUCUGUUCGUACCCAGUGUCUACCGCUUCUUGCGGACCUUAGCUAACACACAAGUGCCUUUAGGAUGUAAGCAUGCGGCAUAGAUGGAAGAUUUAUUCUAGUUACACUGCGCUACUGUUAUUUAGAUCGUCGCAAACACACUGCUUAAGUUUAUUGUAUUAUUUAUAGUAUUUUUUUGCUAUUAAUUAUUUUUCGGUAAAGUUGAUGGAGUUUGAAAAGCAGCGUUGAAGAGUUUAAACAAAGUUAGUUUGCUAGCUGGAAAGAUAUAUUAUGGAAAGAGAAAGAGAGAGAGCGAGAGAGAGAGAUAGACAGAGCACAGUCCUAUCGUGCAAUUAGUCAUAUCAUCAACUCGAUUCAGAGUUAAUGGAAGCAACAACAAAUCACACCACAGCUAGAACGUGCAAAACCAGUGAAUUAUUUCGGUGACGAUUAAGUUUGCAAAUCUCCGUUUUUUUUUUUUUUGGUGUUGUACUACUUCAUUUAGCGAACUCUCUAGUUAGAUUAGUGCGUAAGCUGUUAAGUACUUUUGUCGGCCAUUAUAUCAUUGAUAAACAGACGUUGCAGAGACUAUCAUAUAUAUUAUACAAAGCGACUAACAACAACUAACGUUACGUUUUACGUAGAACUUGAAAUAAAAUGCGAAAAUUUAUUACUAAAACAUUCAAAACA